AUGUCAGAGCCCCGUGAUAAUUCGGUCGACAUUGGUGGCGAUAUGCAGUUCCAUGAUGAAUCUAGUGAAGACGACGAGUUGUCAUCGAGAUUGUUGUCAUCCUCCCCUUCCCCGACCAUCAUCACGGCCACAAAGAAGCAGCAAAAGAACUUCAUGCCAUGGUUGAAUCUAGCCUUACUGUCCGUCAACCUGGUGUUCAUUGCCUACACUGUGAUAUACUCGUGGCAGAGUAUUACCUGGGUCAAGUUCCAGAGGCACUAUUGCCCAGAACUGCCGUUCUCUCCCAGAGACACUGGAAUCAAGUACGAGAACACUAUCAUGCAUCUUGAGAACGCCGGGAAUCCAUUUGCAGGAGAACUCGGCCCUGAAGUAGACAAGGCAUGGGACGAACUACUGGCCUGGAGCAAUAUCCGUGUCUCUGGAGAUGAACUUCGGAAAUUCGGUGAACUGGGCGACGACAAUGUUGCUCUGGCAAACAGUGAGGGCUACGUGGGAACACUCCGGGUCUUCCACGAGUUACAUUGCAUGAGCUGGAUCAAACGCGAGUACUCGAACCUCAACCGGAGCUUUGAAGAAUUGGACCCGUCCACCAAGACCGGCCGAUAUCGUGAGGAGCAUUUCGAUCAUUGUCUCAAUGUCAUUUUGCAGGGCGUGCAAUGUCGCGCUGACAUGACCACGAGCUCAUGGUGGAUCGACAAAAGUAACAUGAACAGGCCCCUGAUCAACCGCAGAAACGCCACCCACACGUGUGUGAAUUGGGGGUCGGUCCAGGACUGGAUUCGACCUCGUGUUCUCAGCGAUGAUGCAAAGGCUGCUCACCCCUCUGGAGAAAAGGUUGGACUGCGUGAGUUAUUUAGACUGUCCAAGCCUACCUAG
This is a messenger RNA of Monascus purpureus, 876 nucleotides long. The record is from the annotation of a GenBank genome assembly. NCBI's taxonomy places the organism in Eukaryota, Fungi, Ascomycota, Eurotiomycetes, Eurotiales, Aspergillaceae.